This is a messenger RNA of Medicago truncatula (barrel medic), 947 nucleotides long. RefSeq lists its product as uncharacterized. The coding region runs from base 48 to 662 and encodes 204 amino acids. The record is from RefSeq and is a predicted model, not a curated record. The transcript is spliced from 5 exons. NCBI's taxonomy places the organism in Eukaryota, Viridiplantae, Streptophyta, Magnoliopsida, Fabales, Fabaceae. Gene Ontology annotation, biological process: regulation of root meristem growth. Gene Ontology annotation, molecular function: growth factor activity.
AAUUAAACUAAAGAAAAUACACUCAUAUAAGAAAAAGAAACACUAAGAUGAAGUUCAUCUUCAUAUUGCUCUCAAGCCUUUUACUAGGAGGUCUCUUGAUCCUUACUUUCCAAAGGGACUCAUUAGCAAGAGUUGUUUCAGGUCAAGAAUGGAACAAAAACAGGCUUGAAGUUGCUGAAAUUACAGCCAUAUCAUCACAAAAGGAACCUUUUCAGAGAAUCACUGGAUUUUUUCAUAUGAGGAAGCUAGGAUUUGGAACCAUAAUGCAUCAUGAAGAAACAAGUGUUGAUUCUAAGAAUGGAAAAAGAGAGACUUCAAAGAUUUCAGGUAAUGAGAAUGAUGGUCUGAGGAAGUCAUUUAGAAGCUUAUUUCAAGUAAAAAUGAACGAUGCGCAGAAACAUGUGACAAUGAAGGCAAAUACAAAGUUUGCAAUUCCAAGGAAUAGCCUCACCAACACAAACACAAAGUGUUCACAAAAUUGUGAUGUUGUGCCAAUUAAGGGUAGCCCAGAGAGAUCAACAAGAUCUAUACAAAUUUCUGAAGAAGCUCAAAGUAUUGAUGCUGCAAAAGAGAUUGGAAGUCUCAUGUAUAAAGACUAUAGUCAUAAGGGAAAACCAUCCCAUAGGCCACCCAUCAAUAACCACCAACCUAAUAAUCCAUAGUGUAUAAUAUUUCAGGUUCAUGAUCAUAUUCAAUUUUGUACCAAGUUGCUAGCAACUUAUAGUAAUCACCUAGAUAUAUAAUAUAGUAUAGGUUAGCUAUAUAUUAUAGUCCUUUCUUUUUUCAUGUGCCAAAAAGUUUGUUUGUUUGUUUCCAAAUAUUAAAAAGAGAUAUAUGUAGACUGCAUGCAUUUUCAGUAUUGUUUAUUAUAUUAUACCUUCAAGCCAAUAACAGAAGAUUAAUGUAAAUGAAAGUAUAAGAUAAUGGACACGAUCGAUCUUUGUUAA